AUGCUCGACAUUGGUGCAGACAGCAAUCAUGCAUUCUCGGAUGAGGAAGAUGGGAUGAAUGGUUCUGAGGAUUCGGACCAAUUGAGUCAACGCAAUAAUUCAGAAGAUAGAAACAUCGAUCUGGACGAGCUCGAGGAUGAUGAAGAAUCUAGAUUGAACCAUCUCGCCAAAAUCGUCGAUAACUUGGACUCGUUAACUGCCCAGAAGCGGAAGGAGAAUAGUCUGGAUAACUCAACCGAUCACCCAUCCGAUAUUUGA
Molecule: messenger RNA, 258 nt
Organism: Puccinia graminis f. sp. tritici CRL 75-36-700-3
Lineage: Eukaryota; Fungi; Basidiomycota; Pucciniomycetes; Pucciniales; Pucciniaceae
Exons: 1
Coding region: 1-258 (85 amino acids)
Source: RefSeq, a predicted model, not a curated record